AUGGCUGAUUCUGAUUCUCAAAAAACACAAACACCUGAUUAUGAAAUUCAAAAAGCACAAUUAUCCGGUAAAUUGAGAUGUAUACAACAAUUAUUAAAAGAUAAAACCGAUCAAAACACACAAUUACAAACAAAUUAUAAUGCUCUUCUUGAAAAAAUAACUGAUUUGACACCUACAAUAAACGCUGCUAUAAAAAAAUCAAUAGAAGAUUCACGACCUUUAUUUGAAGAAGCUUUAAAAAAAAUUUUAUCGGAAAAUUUAAAUAAUGAAAUUAAUGAACUUAAAGAUAUCAUAAAUAAAAUUGAUAACGAAAAAUUAAAAAAACCGAUUAACAAAAAAGCAGAAUCAAUAGAAAAAAAAAAUCGAUAA
This is a messenger RNA of Racocetra persica, 369 nucleotides long. Lineage: Eukaryota; Fungi; Glomeromycota; Glomeromycetes; Diversisporales; Gigasporaceae. The record is from the annotation of a GenBank genome assembly.